This is a messenger RNA of Phalaenopsis equestris, 1684 nucleotides long. Its product is annotated as cytochrome P450 78A5-like. Gene Ontology annotation, molecular function: monooxygenase activity; heme binding; oxidoreductase activity, acting on paired donors, with incorporation or reduction of molecular oxygen. The coding region runs from base 134 to 1633 and encodes 499 amino acids. The transcript is spliced from 3 exons. The record is from RefSeq and is a predicted model, not a curated record. NCBI's taxonomy places the organism in Eukaryota, Viridiplantae, Streptophyta, Magnoliopsida, Asparagales, Orchidaceae.
UUCUGCAUUGCCAAUGCUCCAAACUUGGAUUCAAUCCUCGCCCCUACCUCCUAUAUAACACAACUCUCCCACUCUUCUGCUUCUCGGAUUUCUCCGACUCACUCCUCUCUGUUCCUCUAACAUCUGGUUAAAAAUGACAAUGUCAUCCAUGGAUUCAUCUUCAAUCAUCUUCAAUUAUCUCUCCCCAACUCUUUCUCCAGCUAUCGCCGCUUCUAUCAUCAUCAUCUCAGCUCUUCUACUCUUUCCCGGCGGUCUGGCGUGGGCCCUUUCCCUCACGCGCCCAACAUUCUCCGGGCCCACCGGAAUUGUUUUUGCUCUCGCCAGCUCUGCCGCUCACAAGUCACUUGCCGCCCUAGCUCGCUCCUUCGACGCCCUCCGCCUCAUGGCUUUCUCGGUCGGCCUCACUCGCUUCAUCGUUUCAAGCCACCCGGAAACCGCAAAAGAGAUUCUUUCGAGCCCAGCCUUCGCUGAUCGCCCCAUUAAAGAAUCAGCAUACGAACUUCUGUUUAAUCGCGCUAUGGGUUUUGCCCCAUUUGGGGAUUACUGGAGAAACCUGAGAAGGAUUUCGUCCACAUAUCUUUUCAAUCCGCGGCGAGUUUCAUCGUUCCAGAAGCAACGGAGUGAGAUUGGCGAAGGAAUGGUGCGGGAUAUGAAAAGAAUGAUGGAGAGAAAUGGAAUUGUAGAAGUGAGGAGAAUGUUGCACUAUGGGUCUUUGAAUAACGUCAUGUUGACUGUUUUUGGGAAAAAGUAUGAUUUUGCAAAGGAUGAAGGGUUGGAGCUUGAGUUGAUGGUUAAGGAAGGAUAUGAGUUACUUGGGGUCUUCAACUGGGGUGAUCAUUUGCCUCUUUUGGGAUGGUUAGAUUUGCAAGGUGUGAGGAGAAGAUGCAGAGCGCUUGUGGCUAAGGUCAAUGUAUUUGUGAAGAAGAUCAUAGAAGAGCAUAAGAGGAGAGCCAACGGCGUAGGGAUUGAUGAGGGUGAAGGUGAAGAUUUUGUUGAUGUGCUUCUCGGUUUGGAGGAGAAAGAUAGACUCUCAGAAUCUGAUAUGGUCGCAGUUCUUUGGGAAAUGAUCUUUAGAGGAACUGAUACUGUUGCCAUCCUAUUGGAAUGGACGUUGGCUAGAAUGGUUCUUCAUCCUGAUAUUCAAUCGAAGGCACAAGCUGAGAUUGAUUCUAUCGUUGACUCUUCAAUAUUAGAUUCUGAUAUCCAACGACUUCCUUAUCUCCAAUCCAUAGUAAAAGAAACCCUUCGAAUGCAUCCUCCUGGUCCUUUGUUGUCAUGGGCUCGCCUAGCUAUCCAUGACGUUCAUGUUGGAGGUCACAAGAUUCCUGCGGGGACGACUGCAAUGGUUGAAUGCAACUGGGCUGAGCCUAACAAAUUUAAUCCUGAUCGAUUCAUCGAUGAAGAUGUCAAUAUUCUUGGUUCCGAUUUAAGGUUGGCACCCUUUGGCUCAGGUAAAAGAGUUUGCCCUGGCAAAACCAUGGCAUUGGCUGCAGUUCAUCUUUGGUUGGCUCAGUUGCUGAAAAGCUUCAAAUUGCUUCCUUCGAGAAAUGGUGUAGAUUUGUCUGAGUGCCUAAAGAUGUCUCUCGAGAUGAAGAAUCCUUUGGUCUGUGUGGCUGUUCCAAGGUUCGAGUAGUCCUGCUAAGAUGACGUCUAGUUAUAAGAAAUUUGUUCUUUGCAAAUUGUG